Molecule: messenger RNA, 1839 nt
Organism: Exophiala mesophila
Lineage: Eukaryota; Fungi; Ascomycota; Eurotiomycetes; Chaetothyriales; Herpotrichiellaceae
Exons: 2
Coding region: 1-1839 (612 amino acids)
Biological process (GO): double-strand break repair via break-induced replication; DNA catabolic process; mitotic intra-S DNA damage checkpoint signaling
Cellular component (GO): Holliday junction resolvase complex; nucleus
Molecular function (GO): 3'-flap endonuclease activity; DNA binding; crossover junction DNA endonuclease activity
Source: RefSeq, a predicted model, not a curated record
AUGCCCGAAGAAUGCUCCAAUCCCCUCCUGGCUCAAUGGCUCAAAGAGUGGAUGGACCAAGCAAAAGAGCGAAAUAGCAAGGGCUAUACGGUUUAUAGAAAAGCCUAUCAAUCGAUGAUCGCAUGCCCUCUUGUUUUCAAUCAUCCCUCGGAAGCCCAGCAACUCAACGGCCUAGGCCCCAAGCUUUGCGAUCGGCUUACCGACAAACUAAAGGUCUAUUGCGACGAGAAUGGUCUUCCUAUGCCAACUAAAGGCAAGAAACGGAAGCAGGCUUCAGGAAGCGGCAAUGACGCCCAGGACGAACCUGAACCAGAGUCACCACCACGAAAAAGAAAACCUCCACAAUAUGUGCCCAAAAUGAGGUCUGGUGCCUAUGCCCUGAUCAAAGCUUUGGGGUCACUCGAUCAAGAAUCAAACGAAGCCCUACCAAAGGAUCGGCUCAUUGAUCUCGCACAGCCAUUUUGUGAUUCCAAUUUCAAAGUGCCUUCAGAUCCAACCAAAUUCUUUACGGCUUGGAAUUCUAUGAAGACACUGGAAACCAAGGAGCUGGUGUGUACCAAAGGACAUCCUGUCAAAAGGUACUACCUAUCUGAUGAAGGUUGGGAAGUUGCUCUUCGCAUCAAAGCUGUCGAAGAAGGCCGUCCUCGAUCUCCGCAGCCUUCCAAAAAGCAGGCCAACAAAAGGGGUGCAUCGGCAUUGCCUGAACCGAGUGUUGCGAGUCCACCAAAACGAAAAGCAGCGGCGACCUCUUUUCUCGAUGAAACUAGACCAAGUCCUAGAAGCCCCCCUGAGCCAACGAGUGUCAUUGAUUUGGUCUCGGAUUCUGAUUCAGAUUGUUCUGCGCCUUUACUGCCAAACAGUAAACUGCGGCUUUCUGACGAGCCCGCUCAGCGUCCAGGACAUUCUUCCAGAGUGGAACACAACAUCCUGCUCCCUGCAGGAAGCUUCGAGAUCAAAAUGGUCUUGGACACGCGGGAGAUUCGCACCACCACAGAUCGAAAUUACAUCUCUGACUCUCUGAGGAAGCUUGGAGUUGUGCCUGAGAUGCGAUCAUUGCCCCUGGGCGACGUACUCUGGGUCGCAGUACCGAAUUCUCGACUCGUGGAGACCAUCAAAGGUGCUGGUUUGGGAGGUAACGAGGAAGGCGACUUUGAAAUCAUGUUAGAGCAUAUCAUGGAACGCAAACGACUAGAUGAUUUAAUCAGCAGCAUCAAGGACGGUCGAUUCCACGAACAAAAGUUCCGGUUGCGAAAAUCCGGGAUCAAACAUGUCACAUAUCUCAUCGAGGAGUACGCAAUAAGUUCUGAAAAGGGCGAGAAGUACGGGGAUGCACUUGAAAGUGCAAUUGCGACUAUGCAAGUUGUUAAUGGCUACUUUGUCAAACAGACCGCGAAACUCGAUGACACGAUCCAGUACUUGGCACGGAUGACGAGGACUUUGAAGUCGAUCUACGAGCGACAGGAUAUCCACGUUUUACCAGCCACGCGAUUUGAGAAAGAGCCCAUGGCAACGGUAAUGGAGCAUGCUCGGAAGGGUUCGCCGGGCACACUCUAUGGCAUGACGUUCUCCGUCUUUGCUGCCUUGUGCGACAAGUCAGAAAGCAUGACAUUACGGGACGUGUUUCUGAGGAUGUUGAUGUGUACCCGGGGUGUAACCGGAGAGAAGGCUGUUGAGAUCCAGAAGAUCUGGCCAACGCCUCGAGCAUUUCUUGAUGCUUAUAGUGCCACAGCUGAUGGGUCUCGGCGAGAUAGCAUGAUCAGUGACCGACUAGGACAUGCCAUACCUCGAAAGAAGGUCGCCAAAACUCUAAGCGCAAAAAUUGCGGAGGUUUGGUCGUGA